AUGGUGCCUUCAAUUAUAAGUCCGUUCCAAGCGGUCCCUACAGAGCUCAUCUUAGAAAUGAUGAAGCAUAUGGGUGUGAGCGAUCUCACAUCCUUUGUCUUGUCGAACAAGAAGUUCCAUGAGAUUUUCAUGGAAAACCAAGCAAGCAUCAUGACAACUGUCUUAAUUCAUCAGGUUGAGUUAGACCCCAUGCUCCUCCUGCACACCAUUGACAGGAGAGACUUCUCACCAGACGCCAUGCUACAUCCACGCCGAAUCAGCGUCGAUAUUAAUCGUGGCUCAAAAAAGCACAUUGACCUUAUGCAAGCCGCAGUAGGUUUUCGAGACGGAAAACUCAUCUGCCCUCGCAAGAUUGUCUUAGGCGUUGGUGAUCUUGCUCGUCUCUGGAACAAGAUCAAAGUCAUCGAUUGGUGGGUGGAGGAAUUCCCGAGAAUCCGCUGGCACAAAAACCCUGAAGACGCUCGAUGCUUACGGCCAAGUGAAGAGCACCGGCUACGGACGGCGGUUGCCAGAUGGUGGCUCUAUUCGGAAUGUUUUCAUGGUAGGUAUGAUCGCUCCAUCUUCUUGCCAAGACUCCUGGAAACGGAUGCCAGGUUAUAUCACCUGCGAAUCAUGACUUCCGUUGAAGUUCGGGAGCUUGACGAUUUAUGGGAGACCCUUCGUGGUGCAAUUCAGCGCGAUAUUUGCUCCUCCUAUAACGCAAAGGACUGGCAGCCCAAACCCUGGGGCUGGGAUGAUUGGCGAUCUAAAGAUAUUGUCAGCACGUACUUGAAGCUAGACCCGCAACAGCUCAGGUACCUCUUUAGGAACACACCUCGUCUCAGCAAGUCUGCGGUCAUCAACAGAGCACGCCAAAGCCAGCGCGACUUUCCCGAGCUGCAGGAAACAUUGACGUGGUCGAUCAAUAUCGUACUACAAGAACGACUCUUGCUGAUGUCUAAUGCUUUCACAGACAUACCAGCAAGUGGGAUCCUUGACGAGGACUGUUUUAAGGACGAGAAAGGCAUUUUUAAGACAGAUGCUUGGACCACCGGCAAGCCUCCCUUGACCAGACAGGAAAUACUGUCUUAUCCAACGGGGUCACCUAGGCGCAUCGGUCCUGGCGAUGAUGGGCGUGAGCUCGACUUUCAUUUCUAG
This is a messenger RNA of Truncatella angustata, 1137 nucleotides long. RefSeq lists its product as uncharacterized. The transcript is spliced from 2 exons. The coding region runs from base 1 to 1137 and encodes 378 amino acids. Gene Ontology annotation, molecular function: protein binding. NCBI's taxonomy places the organism in Eukaryota, Fungi, Ascomycota, Sordariomycetes, Amphisphaeriales, Sporocadaceae. The record is from RefSeq and is a predicted model, not a curated record.